AUGGCGUCGAUGGCAGCCGCAAUCGCGGCGUCUCUUCCAGCUCCAGCUGCUGCUACUCCCUCGAGUGUAAAGCCGACUUAUGUGGACAUUCAUCCAUCCAUGGCAAAGCUCAUCGAUCCCAUGGGCAACAUUCCCGUCACAGGUGUACAACUAGACGCAAUGGUCGUCUCCAAGAUCAUCAAGCACGGUCGCGAGGCGGCAUUUGGCAGUGGCUCGCUCUUGGGACUCGAUUUUGAUGGCACUCUCGAAGUCUCAAACUCCUUUCCACUCCCAGCCUUUUCAGAGGAAGAGGACAAGGCGGCAAAGAACGUCGCCCAAGCAAACUAUCAGCGAAGGAUGAUUACGUACCUCCGAGAAGUUCAAGGAGAUGAAAGCGUUGUCGGCUUUUAUCAAAUCUCGUCAGUCCCGCUCAGACAGUCAUAUGUCGAGCUUCAGGCUGCCGAUUCUGAACGACUACGGCAAGGAGGCAUCAUCUUAAUCCACGAUCCUUCGCAGUCGACUAGAGGUAUCGCCUCCUUCAAAGCCUUUCGGCUCACCAAAACAUUCCUCGCUGCACAUAAGCAGAAAAAGUUUGCGACGCAAAGCUUGAUCGACCACGGCUUGACAUUCUCAACCAUCUUUGAGGAACUACCGAUUCGGAUACACACAUCCUGUCUGGCCACCGCGUUUUUGAAUACCUGCGCAGCCCCAAGACCACCGACCACCCUUCAAACCAUUGCGGCAAAGUCCAUGAUGGCAGUCCCAGCGCCGUUUACAUCUAUCCCAUCCGACUUUACGCAAUUGGACCUCGGACUACCAUCGACCAUGAUUCGCAAUUUGGAACAAGUGGUCGAGGGCCUCGACAGCUACAAGACGGAAGAGAACAAUGUCGCUUUCCUCUCUCGGCAGAUUGCGCGAGAAAAGGCGAAGGCAGAUGCACACAUCGCAUCCCGUAAAGAGGAAAACGCACGCAGAGUUGCCCAGGGACUACCACCGCUACCAGAGGACGACGUCUCGCGUUUGUUCAAGAUUCCUCCGGAACCCAGCAGACUCGAGAGCAUGCUCAUCCUCGGCCAAGUAGAUGCGUCUGCCAAAACGCUCGAGGAAGCGACCAGCGCCGGCCUCGUGAGGCUCUACGCAGCGCAGGCGCCAUCCUAG
Molecule: messenger RNA, 1137 nt
Organism: Serendipita indica DSM 11827
Lineage: Eukaryota; Fungi; Basidiomycota; Agaricomycetes; Sebacinales; Serendipitaceae
Source: the annotation of a GenBank genome assembly